AUGCGGAGGGGCGUACGCUCAGCCACAGGAUGUCAAGAGUGUAGGGCUCGACAUGUCAAGUGCGAUGAAACAAAGCCUGCAUGUUCGAGAUGUAGCAAGCGAAAGUCAUCAUGCGAUUAUGGCAAAAAGCUAGAGUGGCGUCACAGCACGGCUCCCAGUCAAAAUACAUCCACUGCUGGACAGCUAAAGACACGACGGCCAGAUCGUCCGGCUGUUGAGGGGACGCAUGUUACACAGACCGAUACAGGCACCGGUGGUUCUAAUUUCGAAAAUUUGGAGAUACCGGACUUCAUGGAUACGACAACAGUAUUGGGCGAGCUGGCUCAAUGGGAUGAUCAAUAUGCUCUCGAGUUUCCAGAUAUGCUUCCGAUCGAAGAGUUCCCCGAGAAUGCCACUUAUCAUUGGAACGCCCAAGAAGUCUCCACAUGGACUGCAGACGUAAUGCAGCCACAGUCCCCCUUCUCUACAGAACUCAACAUUGGACCGUACCUAGCAGGUCUCGGCUCAAGCUUUGAUAGAAGCGCUGCUUUGAUGAAUUUCUACUUCACGAGAGUUGCUCCCAUGUUCAGUUGCUAUGAUGGCGGCAAAAAUCCGUUCGACCAUUUGAUCAAACAGGUCUGGCAUAGCCAGCGAAACUCCGCAGAAUACAACUUCUUGAUCAAAGCUAUCCAGGGUCUUGCGGCGGUAUUUCUGUCGAAGGACGAUUCAUCAUACCGCGAGGAGGCUUUGGCCCUUCAGAGGCAGGCUCAAGACCAGCUCGAGCGUGUACCCGAGCCUCAAAGAUAUGACUCCAAGUACCUCUUUGCUCUCGUAUUGCUUAGCAUCAGCUGGAUGUACAGUCAAGAUGUGCCAUCAUCGUUCAAAGCUUUGAAAAGGCUGCGCGAUAUUCUGCAACUGGAGGCGACCAAGGACGUAUCAAAAGUGUCAAAGUUGCGCGACCGUGAGCUUCGCUUUUUCUGGGGCCUACAAAUUUAUUGCGAGGUCUUCUUUGCUUGCACAGAUGGGUUUUAUUGUCUUCCCUCUAUCCCAGCACAGAUCCGAUACGUUCAAGAUGACCCCGCGUCAAGCAUAUAUCCUCAUCCUUUUACUGGUGUGGCUAAUGCCAUUAGCACUACCCUUCUUGAGGUGAUACAAUUGGUCAAAAAGCAGAGACUACUGGCGAGAAGUCAUGCUUUUGCCUCACGUAAACACCUUGAUGCUUUGCAGAAUCUCAUAGCAGAAGCUGCAGAUCUGGAGCAGCACGCAUUCACACAAGCCGUCCCUAACGUGCAGCAGAUAGAGGAUCCAGGAGAUCCCGCCACACCUGUAGAACAUCUCGUCAAGAUGGCGGAAUGUCAUCACGAGACUGCCCUGCUACAACUAUAUCGUGUCUUCCCCGACCUCUUGACCCGACGUCUGGCUCUUGAUGUAGCAGAUGUCUGCGAGGACAGCGCCCAAGAUGUGGAUCAGCUCGUGGAAAAGCAUUGUCACAUCAUGGCAAUGCACAUUCUUGAUACCCUGUCCUCGAUCCCCGACUCUUCCAGCACGACACCAUUUCAAACAAUAUUGUUGCUCUCGACAUCAAGCGAACUCAAACUCAAUACAAGACAAGAAAUUCAUGAUUUCGGUCUGGAAGUCGCUACUCCCGCGUCCGGAUCCUUGGAAAACAGUAGAACUAUGGACAUGCGGCAGUUCGUAGUCAAGAGGUUGAGCUCUCAGCACCCCAUACCUGGCGACAGGCUACCAAGAUUACUCCGCGUGGUGAGGAAAAUUUGGUCCUUGCUUGAUUGCAGCGGAAAGUCCGAGGCGGCUUAUUGGUUCGAUGUGGUUAUGCAGUAA
Molecule: messenger RNA, 1818 nt
Organism: Aureobasidium pullulans EXF-150
Lineage: Eukaryota; Fungi; Ascomycota; Dothideomycetes; Dothideales; Saccotheciaceae
Exons: 3
Coding region: 1-1818 (605 amino acids)
Biological process (GO): positive regulation of transcription by RNA polymerase II
Cellular component (GO): nucleus
Molecular function (GO): transcription cis-regulatory region binding; zinc ion binding; DNA-binding transcription factor activity, RNA polymerase II-specific
Source: RefSeq, a predicted model, not a curated record